AUGGCCGACAAAGAGACCCAAGCUUUGGCUGCCAAAUCUCGGAUCAUCUCUCAUAUGAACAAGGAUCACUCAGACUCGGUAAUCAGCUCCCUACGAGCCUACGAUGGCAAGAUGACAGACAUCAGUCUUGAAGAUCUCACACUCUCUUGUCACGGGAAGACAUAUCGGAUUCCACUCAACCCUCGCAUGUCCUCGUAUCGAGAAGCACGAGAAAGGGUCGUGGAGCUUGAUAAGGAAUGCAGGAAGGCGCUCAAUCAAUCAGAUGUUACCGUCAAAGACUUCCUACCACCCACAGGACUUUAUGCGCUCGAGUUCCUGGUCAUCUCCGCGACUUUCUUGGCGUAUGGCCGGCGCUCCUGGUUCGCCAAAGGCCAGAUCGUGGAAAGCGUCCUGGGCCCGAGCUUUGCAGCCUUCAGCUGGUCGAUACAGCCCUGGUUGAUAGGAUCAAUGCUCGCUAUUCAUACUUUUGAAGCAUUUUACUUUGCUCGCAAUCGACUUCGCAAACACUCCGUAAACGCACGGUCUCCAAUCUGGUGGCUAUUCAUGGCAUCAUGCUUCAUCGAGGGACAGUUUCUGUUCAGGCGAUUUGAUGCCCAUGUUAGAGUGCAGAGGGGAAAACAGAAGCACUAG
Molecule: messenger RNA, 630 nt
Organism: Pseudocercospora fijiensis CIRAD86
Lineage: Eukaryota; Fungi; Ascomycota; Dothideomycetes; Mycosphaerellales; Mycosphaerellaceae
Exons: 2
Coding region: 1-630 (209 amino acids)
Source: RefSeq, a predicted model, not a curated record